Molecule: messenger RNA, 1485 nt
Organism: Salpingoeca rosetta
Lineage: Eukaryota; Choanoflagellata; Craspedida; Salpingoecidae
Exons: 15
Coding region: 1-1485 (494 amino acids)
Biological process (GO): negative regulation of endocytic recycling; small GTPase-mediated signal transduction
Cellular component (GO): cytoplasm
Molecular function (GO): GTPase activator activity
Source: RefSeq, a predicted model, not a curated record
AUGCCUCUCCUCUUAAGCCGCUUCUUCCUCGGAAGCAGGCAGCACGGUGCCGCGCCCAAAGCAGCCCGUGCGCCCCGCUCCGCCCCGACCAUACGCGCAAUUGCUAUGACAACAUCGACGGGGCGCCCUGUUGCCAUGCUGAGGGUGUCAUUGCGGAGUGAGAAGAAGGUGCCUCCACCGAGGCCAGCGCCACCGCAGGCGGCAUCCACUGCCGCAAAGGCAACACCAGCCACAACAGCGGACCAGCAGCAACAACACGAGGAAGAGGAGGAGGACUUCUCCGACAUUGAGAGCCUGGGUGUGCUCAGCACAGCGGGUGUCGAUCGACAGAGCCGACCCGUGUUUGUUUUCUACGCGUGUAAGCUUCCCCCACGCGCAGACAACCUCCACGACAAGAUGCUCAGAUACAUGGUCAAGACAAUGGACGCGAUUGUGGAGAAUGACUACUCCAUCAUCUACUUCCACCACGGCCUCUCCCGCGAUGUCAGUGGGAACCUGCGAGGGUGUGGGUACAGGGUUGGGUGGACGACAGUUGUGGUGUCGACAAAACCCUCCCUCAACUGGCUGCGAAAAGUCUACUUCAGCUUCGAUCGCAAGUACAAGAAGAACCUCAAGGCGCUCUACGUUGUGCAUGCGACCAUGUUUGUGCGGACUGUCAUGACCAUUCUUCGCCCCUUUAUCAGCAAGAAGUUUGGCCGCAAGAUCACAUUUAUCCACGAGCUGUCUGCGCUCGAGAGCCAUGUCCACAUCGACCAGCUCCACAUCCCCGACGUUGUCAAGGAGCACGAUGAGAAGCAGCGUCGAAGCAAACGCACUCGCACCGUCUCCGGCGCACAAACAGCCGGUAGCACUGGGCCGCGCGUGUUUGGGGAAUCGCUUGAUUGCAUCACGGCCAUGGACGAGGACUCCGGUCUUCCCGCCGUCAUCGCCGCAGCCAUCAACCACCUCAGGCUUCACGGGAUGGACGUUGAGGGCAUUUUCCGCCGGUCUGCCAACGCCAAUACCAUCAAGGAGCUCAAGCAGCAGGCAAACGAAGGUGCGGCCAUUGACUUUUCGGCGCACGCGGACAUCCACAUCCCAGCGGUUAUUGUCAAGACGUUUCUGCGCGAUUUGCCGGAGCCGCUCCUCACACACGACAAGUUCGCACAGGUCCUCGCCAUCUCAGGCAUGGAAGAUUCUGCGGAGAAACUACAGCAAACAAAGGACAUCUUCCACACGCUGCCGCCACGCAACCUGGCGCUUGCACGGUGCCUGUUUCUGUUCUUCAAGGACAUUGCUGAGCGCAGCGAGGAGAACAAGAUGACCGCCUCCAACUUGGCCAUCGUCAUUGGCCCAAAUCUCCUCUGGUCCCGCGACAUGGCUGCUAACCUCGCAACCAUGGGCCAGAUCAACGUGUUUACGCAGUAUGCCAUCGAGAACGCGCGCCGCAUCUUCCCGGACGACGCAAGCGCGGACGAAGCAACAGCAGACGCUCCAUCAUCGUGA